Molecule: messenger RNA, 2971 nt
Organism: Coccomyxa subellipsoidea C-169
Lineage: Eukaryota; Viridiplantae; Chlorophyta; Trebouxiophyceae; Coccomyxaceae
Exons: 11
Coding region: 119-1759 (546 amino acids)
Molecular function (GO): glycosyltransferase activity
Source: RefSeq, a predicted model, not a curated record
ACCAUGCGGUCCCCAAAACAACCUUGUUCUACUCUGAUAUUGCAAAUCUGUCUCGAGCGGGGUAUUUUGCACGAUCGGCAUCUGUGAUGGAGCAAGCAUCUGUAUUUGCACAAACAAGAUGCUGCAGCACGGCAGAUUUAUCCUGCUUCUGAUCGGAGUCAUCACAUUUGUGCUUACACUCUCUUCUAUAAAUCUCUUGUCGAAGAGCAUUGCCGCACAACAUUACGCAUCUCUCGGAGCACAGUCAGAGGAAGGGCAGACAGACUGGCUACGGUUCUUGGACCGGGCAGAAGCUAAUAUCGGCAGCCAUCUUCCACAAUUCUUGCAUCAUGAAAGCCAGCGGAAUGUCAUUACAGAGGAGACCAGGAAGAGCAGUGGAGCAGAGUCCCAGCCGCGCAGCAGCAGGGCCCAGAUGCUGCAACCACCCUUGUCUAAUAAGAAAGCUUCGGACAGGAAGAUCUGCAAGAUGCUGCCCAAUACAGAUUACUGGGGCGAAGCAAUUGUAUGGGGUCCCCAAAACAAGGUAGACAGUGCGGAGGAGUGCUGUCAGCAAUGCGCCAACUACAGCCCUGCCUCUGAGGACGACAUGGAUUGCAAUGUCUGGGUGUGGUGCGGCGACAAGGAGCGCUGCAAAGGAUCAUACAGGGACUGCUGGCUCAAGCACCUGGCGCACCCAGAGGCUGUGAACCCAGCGACAGGGCCCAAAGUGCCGUGGACAAGUGGCUUGUCCGGGGUCGACAACAGCAUGGACGAUGAUCCUAAGCAGGUUGGGGGCGGGGAGCGGCGCUACCACGUGGUGGUAACGGCGCAGGGGAGCGCGGUGCACUGGCAGGCGCGCGUGCACUACUACUGGUACGUCAAGACGCGCGCGCAGUGCGUGGAGCAGCUUGGCGUGGACUGCCAGAUGGGCGGCUUCACGCGCAUCCUGCACUCCGGCCGCGCCGACGAGCUCAUGGAUGAGAUUCCCACCCAUGUGGUCGAGCCGCUGCAGGACCGGGACAACAAGGGGUAUGUGGUGCUGAACCGGCCGUACGCGUUCGUCCAGUGGCUGCGCACGGCGGUGUUUCCCGAGCGCUACGUGCUUAUGAGCGAGCCGGACCACCUGUGGCUGCGGCCCAUGCCCAACCUUAUGCUCGGCAACCACCGUCCGGCGGCUUUCCCCUUCUUCUACAUCGAGCCGGCCAAGAAGGACUUCCAGCGCCUGACCGAGAAAUUCACAGGGCCCCUCUCUCUGAAGCAGGCCGAGUCCAUCGCGCCCAUGGGUAACGCUCCAACGCUGAUGAGCCUGAAGAGCCUGAGGAAGGUGGCGCCCACCUGGAUGAAUGUGUCAAAGGCCAUCUUUGAUGACAAGGAGGCCCACGAGGCAUGGGGGUGGGUGCUGGAGAUGUACGCCUUCACCAUAGCCUGCUACAUGGAGGGGCUGCCCACGGCCUCACUCCACAUCAAGAUGAUGGCGCAGCCGCCCUGGGACACCAAGCUCUGGCCGUACUAUCUGCUGCACUACACGUAUGGCAUGGACUACAAUGCAACGACAGGGGAGCACAUGCCGGGAAAGUACGGGGAAUGGCGAUUUGACAAGCGCAGCUACGCUCAAGUGCCGCCACCGCGCCACCUGGAUGCACCCCCUGACCUCGUCAGCAAUGAGCUGGUGCGCAAACUCAUUGAUGUCAUCAACGAGGCGACCAGUGCCAUCCCUGGCUGGGACGACUAUGCAGCGACGGGCGUUGCAAAGCAAUUGUGGAAUGGAAAUUUCAGGUAGCACCAUUGCGACCGAUAACUGGUGUCCAGAAUCUGAUCCUCAAACGCAGUCUGAUGAGGAAGGGGCCAGUCCAUUUGAACUCUGCAGUACCAUAUGUCAGGUGCAUGAGGGUUGGAGAACAGCAAAAACCAGAAUUAAGAAUUGAACUGAUUUGAAACUGUGCAGUGGGUAGCUUCAGUUCUUUGGGCUGGUUGCCAUGUUUUACCAAGCAACUCCGCCCGUGGUUUUGCACUAUGUCAGUAGUCACUGCUUCGAGUUGUCCAGAAUUUGGUAGACCAAAGGAACUGUGAGCUCUCGAUCAAGGCGAUGUUUGCUACAUAUUGCGCUUGCUGUAUAAUUUUGAAAUGUGGUGACCAUUUUGCAAAGGGAAGGAAGCCAAAAAAAUGCAGUGUGGCAGGUCCGUAUCAGGAUGUCAGAAUUGACUUGCCGUACAGCCUUUUAAUAAUUAACGAAGUGCUCCGGGAAAUUUCUAGCCUUCAAUGAUAAUACAUGCACACCAGAACUCUCUACCUCCCCUCUCAUCUCAGUGUCUGAUAGCAAAACAGAUGGCGCAAACAACCCUGUCACCCUAAUCAAACCCCGUCACAUAAUCAAUUACUUGUCCUCGAUACACCCACUCAACCUAUCGCCCACUGCUUGACCUGUGAGGGAAGGUCGCAUAAGACCUCCUGGGCAAAUAGCCGCAAAGAAGUCAACUAUUAUUGAAUGCUGGAUAGGUAUACUGGUGUCAUGCACAUUGUUCAGGUCCUUUGAUUCCUACCUAGGAAAUUUAUAUGGCCACACGCCACUGUUCUGGACAAUUCAGGACUCGAUCAGGACAUCAUGCAGCACCACAAGCAUGUUGUGCCUUGCAGGUUCUACUCUGCCACCAGCCCUUCUAUUCCUACACUUUGGGGUUCCCUGACAUUCAUCAUGACUCGCAAUGGACCUCAAAGGUGCAUCCACACCGGGUCGCAUUCCCGGAAAACGCCACCGCUCCUUUGCCAGAGCGCACAAUGCUGCAUGCAGUCUCACUUACUAGGCGCCUCUCAAUGAGGUCAAAUUGCGUCUAGAGGUGGGAGUCGCAGAUGGCGGCAUCGCGUGCGAGGAUGCCGUAGCCCUGCAGGCACUGGUCGUAGGUGCCCGUGACCUGGUUGAGGCCGGCCAGCGCGCCAGUCAGGCCCACGUUGUUGUCGAUGGCCACCCACGUGUCGUUGCUCGACCGGUUGUCGU